Messenger RNA from Hyla sarda, 5347 nucleotides. It is a transcript of the gene ROBO3, whose product is annotated as roundabout guidance receptor 3. The transcript has 28 exons. Gene Ontology annotation, molecular function: protein binding. Lineage: Eukaryota; Metazoa; Chordata; Amphibia; Anura; Hylidae. Gene Ontology annotation, biological process: cell-cell adhesion; axon guidance. Gene Ontology annotation, cellular component: axon; plasma membrane. Bases 400 to 4599 code for a protein of 1399 amino acids. The record is from RefSeq and is a predicted model, not a curated record.
GUGUGUGUGCGGCUGGAGGAGAGGGCAGUCACUGUGUGUGUGCGGCUGGAGGAGAGGGCAGUCACUGUGUGUGUGCGGCUGGAGGAGAGGGCAGUCACUGUGUGUGUGCGGCUGGAGGAGAGGGCAGUCACUGUGUGUGUGCGGCUGGAGGAGAGGCUGCAGCGCUCAUGAUCCUGCACAAGGGGACAGUGAGUGUCAGCUCUGAAGGCUCAACUGCAGCCAGGUCUAUGGAGAGCAGGACUCAGUGCUGAGUGGGCACCGGACCUGGACCCUGCAUGGAUGGGGCAGAGGAGGAAGUGACUGAGUGACCAUCACCCCCAUCAUCCUCCUCCUCAUCAUCUCUGUACACUGAGCACCGUAUCCCGGGGAUCUGGAUUACUGCGGCUCCGGGAGCAGAAGAUGCGGUUUCUAUGUCGGAGCUUCCUGUGGAUUGUGGCAGCUCUGCUCAUCUACCCGGCGCUAGGAUCCCGGCCUCGCCUGGAGGAUUUCCCCCCGAGGAUAGUGGAGCACCCAUCGGAUCACAUUGUAUCGAAAGGUGAACCUGCAACGCUGAACUGCAAGGCGGAGGGUCGCCCCACGCCCAUUAUCGAGUGGUACAAAGAUGGCGAGCGGGUGGAGACGGACAAGGAUGAUCCUCGCUCCCACCGCAUGCUGCUGCCCAGCGGGUCUCUCUUUUUCCUUCGCAUUGUACAUGGACGGCGGAGUAAACCCGAUGAAGGGAUUUAUAUCUGUGUGGCCCGGAACUACCUGGGGGAAUCGGUCAGCCGGAACGCGUCUCUGGAAGUGGCAAUUUUACGGGAUGACUUUCGCCAGGCUCCCAGUGAUGUGGUGGUGGCAGCAGGAGAACCAGCGGUUAUGGAGUGUAUCCCACCCAGAGGCCACCCCGAGCCCACUAUAUCCUGGAAGAAGGAGAAUACCCGCAUCAGUGACAAGGACGAGCGCAUCACGAUUCGGGGAGGAAAACUGAUGAUUUCCAAUACGAGGAAAACGGACGCGGGGAUGUACGUGUGCGUAGCGACCAACAUGGUGGGAGAACGAGACAGCGAGCCGGCGCAGCUGGUGGUCUUCGAGCGCCCCACGUUCGUGAGAAGACCCAUAAACCAGGUGGUCCUUGCGGAUGACGUCGUGGACUUUCAGUGUGAGGUUCAGGGAGACCCGAUGCCCACCGCUCGAUGGCGGAAAGAAGAAGGAGACUUACCCCGGGGGAGGUACGAGAUCCGCAGUGACAACACCCUGCGCAUCUCCCGGGUGACGGCAGAGGAUGAAGGGACGUACACCUGUAUUACGGAGAACAGCGUCGGCAAAUCCGAAGCCUCCGGCUCGCUCGGCGUCCACGUUCCUCCCCAGCUGGUGACCCGACCGCGAGAUCAGAUCGUAGUCCAGGGGCGCACGGUGACCUUUCAGUGCGAGACCAAAGGGAACCCCCCGCCCGCUGUGUUUUGGCAGAAAGAGGGCAGCCAGAUCCUGCUCUUCCCCAGUCAACCCCCCCAGACCGUCGGGCGCUUCUCUGUGUCUCCCAGCGGAGAACUGACCAUAAUCGACGUCCAGAUCGGAGACUCCGGGUACUACAUGUGUCAGGCCAUCAGCGUGGCUGGAAGCAUCUUGGCCAAGGCUCUCCUGGAAGUCGAAGACGCCACAUCAGAUCGGGUUCCCCCAAUAAUCCGACGAGGACCCUCCAACCAGACCCUAGCGGUGGACUCCAUUCUCCAGAUGCAGUGUCAUGUGACCGGGAACCCCUUGCCCAGCACCCACUGGCUGAAGGACGGACAGAGACUUGGGGGGAGUGACCCCCGCAUCAGCGUACUGGACAACGGGACGUUACAGAUCACCCACCUGCAGGUGACGGAUUCUGGUGCUUACGUCUGUGUCGCCACAAGUUCCACUGGAGAAACAACAUGGAGUGGAUACGUGGAGGUGCAAGAAAAAGGAUCCCUGGUACAUGUGCAGCUGGCAGAGCCGAGUCUGGUGCCAGGACCCCCCUCCAAACCUCUGGUCACCGACGUCACCAAAAAUAGUGUAACUCUAACGUGGCAGCCACAUCCCCAAUCUGGAAACACACAGGUGUCAUCCUACAUCAUUGAGGCCUUCAGCCAGUCGGCGGGCAGUACCUGGCAGACGGUCGCAGAUAACGUGAAGAUGGAGAAACACACAGUUAUUGGCCUGAACCCAAACACCAUUUAUCUCUUCAUCAUCCGCGCCAUGAACUCGUACGGCCUCAGCGAUCCCAGCCCAAUAUCGGAGCCUGUACGCACCCAAGAUGUGAGUCCCACGCGUCAAGGAGUCGACCAUCGUCAGGUACAACGUGAACUCGGGGAGGUUGUGGUUCAACUCCAGAAGCCAAUAAUUCUCACCUCCUCCACGGUUCAGGUCACAUGGACGGUCGACCGCCAAGCUCAGUUCAUCCAGGGCUACAGAGUCAUGUAUCGGCCCAAAUCCAGCAUCUGGGUGGUUCAAGACGUGAAGUCGCCGACGGAGCGCACCGCCAUCCUAGUGGACUUGAAGAGAGGAACAGAAUAUGAAAUUAAAAUCCGACCAUAUUUCGAUGAGUUCCAAGGCAUGGACAGCGACAUCUUGCUGGUGCGCACCCCUGAGGAAGUCCCCAGCGCACCACCGCAAUCUGUCGCCGUAGUGACGGUCGGAACCAGUAACAGCACGAAUAUCAGUAUUACAUGGGAACCUCCCCCUGUGGAGCACCAGCACGGCAUUAUCCAGGAUUACAGGAUCUGGUGUUUAGGAAAUGAGUCUCGCUACCAUAUCAACAAAACUGUGGACGGCACUCAGCACAGCACAGUCAUACGGGGCCUGGUACCUGGGAUUCUUUACCGCGUUGAAAUUGCCGCUGCCACCAGCGCUGGUUUUGGAGUUAAGAGCCAGCCAAUCACCAUCCAGAUCAAACCAUCUUCAGAUCACGUCUCUAUGAACAAUGGCGAUAGCGUCAGCCUGACAGAACAGAUCACAGACGUCGUGAAGCAGCCGGCGUUCAUCGCAGGCAUUGGUGGGGCAUGCUGGGUAAUCUUGAUGUGCUUCAGCGUCUGGAUAUACUGUCGCAGGAAGAAGAGGAAGGAGCUGAGUCAUUAUACGGCCUCCUUCGCCUACACCCCAGCAGUAUCUUUUCCUCACACUGAAGGCUCCAGUCAUAUAACAGCCAGGCCUGGAAUGUUGGCAACAAGUGCAUCCAACUACCCCUGGCUGGCAGAUUCCUGGCCUGCAACUAACCUCCUAAGAAAUGGGAAGCCUAAAGAAGCUGCGGUGAACUGCUGCCCUGGAAAUCACAACCCUGCAGAGAGAUACUACAAUGAUGCUGGGAUCUCUAAUUACAUUGCACAGACUGAGAAAUUUGGGACUGGUGUCUCGGAUGGACCGAUCUACAGCACCAUUGACCCCACUAGUGAGGAUAUGAGGACAUUUAAUGGAAUAUACUCUCAGCACACUACUCCAUAUGCCACCACACCUGUUGUGCCCUAUGGGGGUCAGAACCUUCACUCUCCUGAAUCAGAGGACAAUGCCUGGAACGUUCAAGCCGGGACGUCUGGGAUCUUGUAUGCACAGCCUGAUCGAAGCAAGUCAGAAAAUGGUACUUAUAUACAGAAUGACAUGUACAAAGGGGAUAGAAAAGAAAAUAACAGCUUCAAUAAAGCUGGUAAGCCGAAAUCAAUGGGGAAACCAGUGAAGACGCCGUCUCUGAAUUGGACAGAAGUGCUGCCGCCUCCACCGCCAGCCACCGAGCUGAACCACUUCCAGGAUGAAGACUCAGACGUGGAAAUGAAUUCGGAGACCGAAGAAUGGUGUCCACCGCUACCAGAAAGGACGUAUUUAAUGGAGAAUAUUCCAGAAGAUUGUCCUCCCCCGCCCCCUCGUGGAGAAGCGUCCUCUCCAGCACAGUCUUACGGUCAGCAGUCCACGGCUACUCUAACCCCAUCUCCCCGAGACGAGCUCCAUGAGGUGGAGGAGAUCCCAAGGCUACAACAGAUUGACAUCCCCCCCCAUCCCAGGCGGACGCCGGCUGGAUCUGUACCAAUGCAUAGAGCGCCCAGUCCUCCACUGACACAAUCUAACCCCAGCCUUUAUACAGAGGGUGGGGAGACGCCACGGCACGGGCACCGACGGAACCUCAGCCAGAACCCCACAGAGAAUUUCAACUACCCCAACGCAGGAAAAGCACAGCCCCUCUCAGGAGAUAUCAGUACGCCCCCUGGACAGAAAUCAAAAGGCAAAAAGAAAUCUAAGUCCGCUCACUAUCGUCGGGAGGCCAAGCAGGGGGAUCUCCCACCACCACCUGAGCCCCCUCCGGCUGAUGAAGAGCCGGGGUCCCCCCGCAUGGAGUACUGCGGCUCAUCACUGGAGAGAGAAGGCACCAACACCUCUUCUGUAGAGGGAAGAUCCGCGGCCGUACACCAGCGGGGGGGCACGACGCACCCUCUCCACCAGAGAGAAGAUGAAGAAAUCAUUCCAUACAGUAAACCCAACUUCCUGUCCAGGAGUCAGAUGUCCAGUAAUUGUUCCACAUCAGGAAGCAGCUCGUCCCGGGGGUCCGCAGGCUCCAGGAGUCAUCCAUCCGGAAGAGGCAAAACAGGGGACCGAAAAGAGGACAAGAGAUGAGAAGACCGCGGUCGCUGAACUUACUUUCCUGCCACGACGUUGUACACAGAGACCUUUCGUCAAAAGACACUUUAAAACUUUUCCAGUAUUUUCCAUUCAUGGCUUAUUUAUGACUUUUUUCAGACUUUUUUUUUUUUUUCGUAUUUUUCUUGUAAAUAAAUUGCGCCCAUUUUCCCGGGAAUCCUGAGCUUUUUCCGGAAUAUGGAAAAAUGACGUUACUAUAUUUAUAAAAGUUACAAAAAAGCAAGUUGUACAUAUAAAAACAAAAAAACAAAAAAAAAAAUGUUGCUGUUUUUGAAUGUGCCAAGUUUUUCUAGCCAGUACGAUGUUUGCACUCGCGUGUACAGAACGACAGGACUGACAAAAAAUGUACAAAAAAAAAAAAAGCACAAGGCUUGUUGCAUGCGGCCCCGGCGGAGAAGACUUGUGAGCUGGUGGAGACCGAGGAUUGUGGCGCCAGCCGGCAACGAAGGGGAUGGAGCCUGAGGAAUGGCGCCGCAGUGGCGCAAAUUUAACUGAGAACUUUAAAAAUGACCAAGGGGCCUCGAGCCUUAAAUACGUCCACGUUAUGAAAGCAGCUAAUGGCGAUCAGGCAGAACCUGCGGAGGUGGAACAGAAGCCGUCACUGUGACCGACAACUUCUUUGGUCUAUUACGAGCGGCGCUAUCCAGGCAGCGUCACGUGACUGCACUUGUAAUAGGCCCAAAAUUAAAUUUUGUAUGCUACAAAUAAAGAUUUUUGCUAAACA